Messenger RNA from Pipistrellus kuhlii (Kuhl's pipistrelle), 3637 nucleotides. It is a transcript of the gene SNTB1, whose product is annotated as syntrophin beta 1. Lineage: Eukaryota; Metazoa; Chordata; Mammalia; Chiroptera; Vespertilionidae. Gene Ontology annotation, molecular function: structural molecule activity; protein binding. The transcript has 7 exons. The record is from RefSeq and is a predicted model, not a curated record. Bases 379 to 2010 code for a protein of 543 amino acids. Gene Ontology annotation, cellular component: intracellular anatomical structure; synapse; dystrophin-associated glycoprotein complex.
GCGGACCCGCCCUCGCUCUGCCCGCCAGCCUGCCUCCUACCGGCUGUCCGCGGCGGCGCUUCUCUCCGCCCGGCUCCCCCGGCUUUGGCUUUGGGGUUUUGCAACUGGCAGCUGGCGUUUUCCCUCCCCUCCCCUCGCUCAGUCUCUCCUGCUUUUAGGUGGCUCCACCCCGCCCCGGAUCCGGCGAGGGGGAACCGGCGGGGCUGCGGCUGCCAACUCGCGCCCAGCGGCGCCCAGAGAGGAGUCCCGCGCCGCCGCCUGCUCCCCGCCCGGCGCCUUCUCCCCGCGCCUCCGGGCCCCGCGGCCUCCACGCGCAAGCCUUCCCCACUUUCCCCCGGGUUUGCAAUCAUCACAUGGCAUGUUAAGAAUGCCGGAAAGAUGGCGGUAGCGGCGGCGGCGGCGGCGGGGCCGGCGAGCGGGGGCGGCGGCCGGGCGCAGCGCAGGAGCGGGCUGCUGGAAGUUUUGGUGCGGGACCGCUGGCACAAAGUUCUGGUGAACUUGAGCGAGGACGCCCUGGUUCUGAGCUGCGAGGAGGGCGCCGCGUACAACGGCAUCGGGGCCGCCGCCACCAAUGGCUCGUUCUGCAGGGGCCCCGCGCACCCGGGCACCCCCGGAGGAGGCGCGCAGCCCCCCGACUCGCCGGCCGCCGCAGGGGUGCGCACCGCCUUCACAGACCUGCCCGAGCAGGUGCCCGAGUCCAUCUCCAACCAGAAGCGCGGCGUGAAGGUGCUGAAGCAGGAGCUGGGCGGGCUGGGCAUCAGCAUCAAGGGGGGCAAGGAGAACAAGAUGCCCAUCCUCAUCAGCAAGAUCUUCAAGGGGCUGGCGGCAGACCAGACCCAGGCCCUGUACGUGGGCGAUGCCAUCCUGUCGGUGAACGGCGCCGACCUGCGGGACGCCACCCACGACGAGGCGGUGCAGGCGCUCAAGCGCGCGGGCAAGGAGGUGCUGCUGGAAGUGAAGUACAUGCGAGAAGCCACACCCUACGUGAAGAAAGGCUCCCCUGUGUCGGAGAUUGGGUGGGAAACGCCUCCGCCUGAAUCCCCGCGGUUAGGGAGUGGCUCCUCAGACCCUCUGGCAUCAUCGUCCUCGCAGCCCUUCUCCUUCCACAGAGACCGGAAGAACAUCCCCCUCAGGAUGUGCUACGUCACUCGGAGUCUGGCCCUGGCCGACCCAGAGAACAGGCAGCUUGAAAUCCACUCUCCAGAUGCUAAGCACACAGUGAUCCUAAGGGGCAAGGAUUCAGCCACUGCCCAGGCCUGGUUCAGUGCCAUCCACUCCAACGUCAGUGACCUGCUGACCCGAGUGAUUGCUGAGGUCAGAGAGCAGCUGGGGAAAACAGGCAUUGCCGGGAGCCGAGAGAUCAGGCACCUUGGCUGGCUUGCAGAAAAGGUGCCUGGGGAGAAUGAGAAACAGUGGAAGCCAGCCCUGGUUGUGCUGACUGACAAGGACCUUUUAAUCUACGACAGCAUGCCCCGGAGGAAGGAAGCCUGGUUGAGCCCAGUCCACAUGCAUCCUCUUCUUGCCACCAGGCUGGUCCAUUCAGGUCCAGGGAAAGGAUCUCCCCAGGCUGGUGUGGAUCUGUCCUUUGCAACACGAACGGGUACCAGGCAGGGGAUUGAAACGCAUCUCUUCAGAGCUGAAAUCAGCAGGGACCUCUCCCACUGGACCAGGAGCAUAGUACAGGGCUGCCACAACUCAGCCGAACUCAUUACCGAAGUCACUACAGCUUGCACCUAUAGAAACCAGGAGUGCCGUCUGACCAUACAUUAUGACAAUGGAUUUUCUAUUACCACUGAACCACAGGAGGGUGCCUUUCCCAAGACAAUCAUACAGGCCCCAUAUGAAAAGUUGAAAAUGUCUUCAGAUGAUGGAAUCAGGAUGCUGUAUUUAGAUUUUGGAGGCAAAGAUGGAGAGCUGCAACUGGACCUUCAUUCCUGCCCCAAGCCAAUUGUUUUCAUCAUUCACUCCUUCCUGUCAGCUAAAAUCACAAGACUGGGCCUGGUGGCCUGAACGGAGGGGUGACUGGCCUUUGAGGGAAGGAGGGCUGCGACGCCACCAGCAAGUGUGCCAUCCAUGUCACAUGCCAGUCGGCUUUAGAUGCCAGGAGCCCUGCAGUAACUGUCCCAGACUCCUCUUGUCAACUUCACCAACUAAAGGAGGUAUCCUAAGAAGAUACCACAGGGAGCUUCAGGAUCAAACUGUCUUUUUAGAGCAGUAAACGGGUAAAGAGGAGAGGGCGCUGGGAAAAAUACUCGGCAUAGCUUUUGACAAUCAAGGACGUUCCAGUAGAACAGCAUGUGCAGAUCUUAAUCACACCAGUUUCUAGGCAACUGGUUCACCCAGGUAAGCAAGGGCUGAAAUAGCAAGAUGAGAAAUGGACAUUAUCCUCUCUCCUGUCCGGUAAUGACCCCAUGUCGAUUGUGAUUUAUCUCCUACUCCUGAGUUGACUCUCCCUGGAAAGGGAAGACAAAUCCUUUAAAUGGAAACCCACCUUUUAAGUAUAAAGCAGCUCUUACAUUUUUCUUAAUUAUCUUUUGACGAUGUAGAAAGAUGCUGAAGUGUUCCAUGAGCAUAUGCUGAGCAGGAAUUGAAGCCCCAGACACUGAUUUGAGGGGUAAGCUAGUGGAAGCUGAGCCAGCGGAGACUGAAAGAUGCUUAAUUCUGGGCUGCACUCACACCAAGGUCUGCCAUUGUAGAGCCAAAACUGAUAGCGUUAUUUAUAGAAAGCAAAUUAUGGAUUUUUUUUUAAUGAUUGUCAUUUGAUAUAUAAGUAUAUAUACAACUCAUAUAAUUAUCAUAAUUUUGUGGUUUUCAGUGGAAGCACUGAGCAAUUUAUUGACCCUUGGUCCUGCCUGUGCUUAUAUGCAUGUAUUUUUGAACCAGUAAUAGAGCAGCCUCAUACCAUUCUGGAUGAUCCUGGGUUUCACAUAUAGACCCGAUAUUAUAAUCAAAUCUAUUGAGAGCAUCCACAGGUCUUUCAGAAUUCUAGGGAUAUAAUAUAAUGACCUGAUAUUUUUCUACAAGAAUAUUUUCAGACACCACAUAGCAUAUUACUGAUCCAAUGCUUUUAUCUUUCAAAACAAAUUAAUUAAAAAUACACCCAAUACUUGAUUUAGGAGCCACUUUAUUCAAACCCUGCAAAUUAGCUCUAGAAUUUCUAUAAGCAUUUGUAACCCUUCUUUCCCAUACAGUUUACAUAGACGAAUAGCCUGGGUUAGAUAUGUGUAUGUGUGUGUGUGUGUUUUCAAAGUUGUAUUUUGGGAAAUACCUAUGCAAAAGAGCUUUACAAAGUGGAAACUGUUCAAGGAAUGUGAUUUUGCUCACUCAGACAUAAGUGUUUAUUGAAUUGCAAGAUUUUAUUUUAGACCAGCGCUUCCCCAGUACGUGUAACACUAGUUUCAAGGAACAUUGAGUGGUGUCUUGUGGGGGUAGCACUAAGAGGUUGGGAAUAAAAAAUGUUUUGUUAAAUAUGGAGUUAAGAAAAGGUAAACAGAUUGCAGGCCUCCUCGGAGACUUCAAUUUACAUUGCAGUUCUCCAAGGGGGUUCCAUGUGCCAUUCCCUACAUUUGCCUACAGAACUCCUUUUUAACACAGAAUCCUGAGAAGUCUAUGUUAAAACAAACAGACAAACACAAAA